GAUUGUUAAGUGUUCAGCAUGACUAUAAAACAGUGAGGUCAAAGGUCAGAAGUUCACAACAUUGGUGAUUAAUUGCAUCCAGCUAACACAGAUAUCAAGUGUGGGUUUUUCUGUGUGUAACUGUGUCUCCAUUUGUCUGAAUUAUUAAUGCCAUGUGUGUUGUUUUUGAUUUUCAAAUAGUGCGCUGCCCUCAUUACACUUGCUGCAUUUGUGUUCGUGCUGCUGCCUGUGAAUGUGGAUGUGACAGCAGCAUCAAUUUCACAAGUGGACGAGAGUGAGAUAACCAGUACAUGUGAAUCUGGUUGGAGCCAGUAAAGAGGCCAAAAGCACAAGAUGCCUCCUGCAUCCACACUGUUCAGCAGGGUGAGGAGUGUGCUUUUGUUUGUUGGUGUCACAUUUCGACUCCUCCCAGCUGCAGAUCCUAUAAAACACCGAUGGUCACAGCAGCUCAUUGGGGUUUGCCAACUUCCACCCGAGGGGACUUCACUGUCAGCCUGGGUAAGACCACCACCGGCGCGACCAGCCAAACCACCUCCAUCACCAGUGGUCUCAGCAAACCGCCCUAAGCAACAAACAUGGCUCCUUUUGAGAAAUCCAUGGAAAUGAUGCCUUUUAAGCAGAGAAAAUGCCUCGCAACAAGAAAAGAUGAAGUGUGCAGUAUUCGGUCUAAAUUUCCAAACAAGUUGCCUGUGAUUGUAGAACGUUACAUCCGUGAAAAAACUCUCCCACUUUUGGACAAGACAAAGUUUCUGGUUCCGUUUGAGCUCACGUUGGGUCAGUUCUUCUGUUUGCUCAGGAAUAAGAUUGAUCUGGACUCUACCCAGGCCUUGUUUCUCCUGGUGGCAGAGAAGAACAUGUCCUGCAUGUCCUCCAGCAUGGGGGAGGUUUACUCCCGCUACAGAGACGCCGACGGCUUCCUCUACAUCACCUACGCCUCACAAGAGAUGUUUGGGGCGCCUCAACCUGCAGCCACACCGCCCUGCUGAGAACCAACUGAACCCUGACCAAACACACUGAGACUGCACAAACUGGGACAAACUCAACCAAGUUGGGCUUGUUUUGUCCUGCUUUAGCCCAAACCUGCAUAUCGGCCUACCUCAUCUGAACUUUUAAACAGCAAAAUCUGUCUUUUUAUGAUGACGGUGCCGCUGUAGUCAGCCAGGGCUGGACUGGGGUGCAUCACGAGCAAAACACCCAAACAACUUAGCUAUAAAUGAAGCUGUGCACUCCAGAAAACUGAUGCAUUUCAGGCCUAGGCUAUAAUCAGUAUUUCCAAUUAUCAAAAAAGUAUUACAGAGUGAACUGUAAGUGCUGAAAGUUUCAUCUAUAGUUUUGUGAGGUCACAGUCUCAUAUGUCUCUGUAAGAGCAGAUUGUUUACAGGCUAAUUGACUUCUUUAAGGAAAGAAAAUGUAACAGUGUUCGGGUUCUCUCGCCUAAAAAUGCAAGACAGUUAUGAUGUUGAACUGUUUUCUCUCCUUACCACACUCAAGUAUCAUAUUUGCUCUUUAGUUACCCCGUGAAUUGUGAGCCAACAAACCAGUUUUAGCAGAACCGCAAUGCCAGUACAGUAUAAAAUCUGUCACCUCAACCUCUGCCUCCUUUCACACUGCAGAAACGAGGUCAACGUGUUCCCUGGUAAUCAGACUCUUUCAUAGCACUUAUUUCCUCUCCUGUCUUUGAUUGCCUCUUUGUCCCCCCCAUGUUCCCUCCAAAAUGUGAAAUAAUGCUCUGGAUUCAGUAUUACAGGGACUGUCGAUGCAGUCAGUGAAAACCUGGAUUUUAUGCUGCUCUGAUUGUUGUGUAUCAGUUCUUUGAAAAUAAAUUCCCAUCAUUUUAACUGA
Sphaeramia orbicularis (orbiculate cardinalfish) is the source of this 1842-nucleotide messenger RNA. It is a transcript of the gene map1lc3cl, whose product is annotated as microtubule-associated protein 1 light chain 3 gamma, like. The coding region runs from base 576 to 986 and encodes 136 amino acids. The transcript has 4 exons. Lineage: Eukaryota; Metazoa; Chordata; Actinopteri; Kurtiformes; Apogonidae. The record is from RefSeq and is a predicted model, not a curated record.